Messenger RNA from Aphanomyces astaci, 4436 nucleotides. RefSeq lists its product as hypothetical. The record is from RefSeq and is a predicted model, not a curated record. The coding region runs from base 35 to 4327 and encodes 1430 amino acids. The transcript has 5 exons. Gene Ontology annotation, molecular function: calcium ion binding. Lineage: Eukaryota; Oomycota; Saprolegniomycetes; Saprolegniales; Verrucalvaceae.
CUCUUGUCAAAGUAGUUGCAGGCACAGAGCACGCAUGCCCAGCAUCCUUCCCCGCUCUGCGGCAAAUGGGCUAGCGACGAAUCUAUCGCAGUGGAACUCCAAGCAAAAUGAUUCCGCCGCAAAUGUCAAUGCCGCCUCGGUGGUCCUUCAAGUGCGCAGUCACCUGCGGCAGUCUGCGGAGAUGGGGUUUGUUGCGUUUCUACAGGCGUUGAAGCAAGCGGCAACUCCAGCUCAGACGAUUUCGAGGUCCCAGCUCAAGACCACGUUGGUCAACCACAAUCUCCAGCUCUCGGAUGUGGACAUUCGAGCGAUUUCGAUCUUUCUGGGCGAAGAUGUAGGGGGAGCCAUGCCCAUUUUGACCCUUCGCGACUUGAUCUUUGGCAAAUUGGAAGGCCGACGGCUUGACGUGGCCAGCGCUGCGUUUCGCCAAAUGGAUGGACGGCAACGAGGGUAUGUGGCUGUGGACGAAAUCCUUCGGAGCCACGACGCUUCCAAGCACCCCGACCUGAUGUUUGGCAACCAAUCGACGCCGAUUCAAGUGCACAGUGCGUUUGUGAAAUCGUUCACGGCGCUCGUGCCUCCAUCAUCCCUCGUCAACCUCAGCCAAUGGCUCGAGUACUGUCAAUGUCUCAGCGCAGCCACAGAAAAAGAUGAUUACUUUGAGCUCAUUUUCACCCGAGUGUGGCAUGUUUCGGCGACGUCUAUUUCCCUGGAAUCGAACGUUCAAUCCAAGCUUUCCAACAACCAAACACUGACACCGCGGUCGUCGUUCACUUUGCUCGACGACUUAAACAACAAGAACUUGCUCGCCACAGCGUUGGACUUUCCGUCCAUGCCGAUGCCCGUAUCCCCCGACUUGCCAUUGACGCCAGUAAAAUCUCCUGCCCCGUUCCAAGCGGACAUGAACCACACAAACAACAACAUCACGGCGCGGAAAACGUCCCGCAAUGCCACGUUAAACAGCACCCAAACGGCGGCGUGCAUGACCCACAUGUACCCCGACAAGGGGGGCAUCUUGCCAAAAUCCAAGGACAUUGGCGUCGGUACCAAGAUGAUUCUGUCACGAUUGCGAGCGACGUUGAAACAGCGGGGGGCGGGGGGCGUGGUCGGGCUCAGUCGAAAGUUCCGCCUCAUGGACGACGACAACAACGGGUCGUUGAGCCUGCUCGAAUUCAAGAAAGCCGUGCGCGAGUGCGAAGUCGACUGCAGCGACGCCGACUUGCGUCUGUUGUUUGACGCGUUCGACACGGAUGACAGCCAAAUCAUCGACAUCAAGGAAUUCCUCAACGGGGUGAGAGAGCCCAUGAACGAACGACGGCUGCAGCUCGUGCGCAUGGCGUUCAAAAAGAUUGACCGAAACGGAGACGGGGUGCUUGAACCAAGCGACAUUGUCGGAUGCUACGACGCGAGCAAACACCCCGAUGUCAUUGCCGGUAAGCGCACGGCGGACGCGAUCUUUCGGGAGUUUCUAGACACGUUCGACGUGGAUGUCAAGGACGGCAAAGUCACCCCCACUGAUUGGGAGCUGUAUUACCACAACAUUUCGUCGGUGAUUGACCACGACGACUAUUUCGAGCUCAUGAUGCGCAACACGUGGCAGUUAACGGGUGGCCAAGGGUGGGCCGCGAGCUCGUUCGAGUCGAAUCGUGUUCGCGGCACGGUGAUUCUAGAUCCAGAAUCGCCUCCAGUUGUGUUUUCUACCCCCAAACGAUACGGAAAUGCGUCUACGGGAUUGACGUCGUGCUUGCAAGUGGAUUCAUCAGCCUCGUCGAUGCAGUCCGGACAGCAGCAACUCGUCGACAUGCAGCACCCCAAGGAGCUUCGUCGAAUCGUCAAGCGGCUGAAAACUACGCUGAAGUCUCGUGGGGGACGAGGGUACACUGGCCUAGCUCGUGGGUUUCGCCAGAUGGAUGCCAACGGAUCAGGCACGUUGGACUUGAAUGAGUUUCGAGCGGCAAUGGACCGCCUCCAAUUGCACAUGGGGGCCAACGACCUCUGGGCGCUGUUCGACUACUUUGACACAAACGGAAAUGGAUCGGUGGACGUGUCCGAAUUCGUCAAGGGUGUCCGCGACCCUAUGAACGAACGGCGGCUGUUGUUUGUCCACAUGGCCUUCGACCUCUUGGACUCGGACCACAACCAUGUGUUGACUGUCGAGGACAUUGUUACCACGUACGACGCUCGAAAGCACCCGGACGUGUUGGCCGGGCGAAAGACAGAUCGAGAAAUCUACACGGAAUUCCUCGACACAUUUGAAUCCGCCGCGCGAGUCCACGACGGCCAAGUGACACUCACCGAAUGGACCGAGUACUACGCCAACAUCAGCGCCAGCAUCGACGACGACGACUACUUUGAGCUCAUGAUGCGCAACGCGUGGCACAUUUCCGGCGGCGAAGGGUGGGCGGCCAAUUCGACCAACCGACGGGUGCUGGUCAACGAUUCCCAGGUGGUGGAACUCCAGAACGAUUUGGGCGUGGCUCGAUACGAACAAAUCCAGGCCCAGCUCGGCAAGCAAGGGUUUGGCACGGCUGCAAACUGCGCCAAAGUGUCGUUCUUCGAUGUCCUCGACCAUUCCGUGCGCCCCCCCGCUGCUGUUGACAAGACGCGGCCAGGCCGCCUGCGUAACAAUUCCAGCGACGGCACGGCCAACUGCUUGUCGAUGGCUCCAGCGUCGUCAUUUUCUGGGACAUCAUUGAAUCCUGGAAAACGGUUGUCAGUGGGACGUUUCGCAAGCGCGGCCACAUCGGCAUCAACGGCCUCGUCGACGUACAACACCAAUGGAGCAGUUGCCCCGCAAUCUCAACAGCCCAUUGCGACAGUGGGUGUGCAGCCCAUUCUGUCGCGCCUUCAAGCAGCCCUCAAAGCGACGCAGCACGGCUUCAUCGGACUCAGCCGCGCGUUCAAACUCAUGGAUUCCGACGCCAACGGACAUUUGAGCAUGUUGGAAUUCAAGCACGCCCUGUCCGGGUUUGGGAUCGCGGACGUGGACGCGCGUAUAUUAUUCAACUACUUUGACCUGGACCACAAUGGGACGCUGGAAAUCCAAGAGUUCAUCACGGGGUUGCGAGGGCCGAUGAACUCCCGGCGACUCGGGUUUGUCCGGGAAGCGUUUGCCCGCAUCGACAAGAACGGAAACGGCGUCCUCGAGCCCAGCGACAUCGUUGAAGCGUACGAUGCGUCCAAGCACCCCGAGGUGAUUGCCGGACGAAAGACACCCGACCAAGUGUUUCGGGAGUUUCUUGACACGUUUGACGUGGACGGCCACCACGACGCCAAGGUCACGCCGGACAUGUGGGAGCAUUACUACGCUAACAUCAGCGCCAGCAUUGACGACGACGACUACUUUGAGCUCAUGAUGCGCAAUUCGUGGCACAUUUCAGGCGGAAAGGGAUGGUGUGCCAACACGACCAACCGUCGGGUGCUCGUCAACGACUCCCAUGUUGUGGAAGUCGAAGACGAUUUGGGCGUCAACAUGUCCAGUGUGCCAGAACGACUGGAGCGACAGAUCAAGUCGUACAUGAACCAGCCUGGGACAAUCAAAACGCUCAACUCGAUCAACGUGACUGCGUGCUUGAAUCACACGGUGGACCCUCCGAAGUCAGCGCAAGCUACCCCCACCCGACUAACCGAAGCCAAAGUCAUGCCGCUGCAAGCCAUGCAACGCACGACAGAGUCGGUCAUCCAACGACUUUCGAACAGUAGCAUGAUGAGCACCAACCCCAGCGUGGCACAGGUGGAUGGACUGUGGGGGGCGUUGCGCCAAGUGCUGCGAUCGAAAGGACUCGUGACCAUCGUGCAAGUUCGCCGAACCAUCUUGCAGUAUGGAAAAACCAUCGCCGCCACCCAAGUGCAAGCCGCGCUGGGGCAAACCGCUCAAGUCACGUUGCCGACGGAGAUCGUUCAGAAACUCGUGGACGACGUGCGCCAACGCUGUCCGCUGCGUGGCGAAGAUGUGACAAGCGCUCGGGCGUCCACGGCCGGAUUCUGGAAGUGUCUGGCCAUGCCCAAGGACGACCAGUUGGUGAAAAUGGCCAAGCGGGUGUUUGCCCACUUGCAAGUCGAAGCCAAAGGCGACUGCACGCCGCUGGUGUUGGCCAAGGCGUAUGACGCCCCCAGCCAUCCAUCUGUGAUGCUCGGCCUCAUGCCCGCUGAAGACGUGUUCAAGGACUUUGCACGGUGUUUCGACGUAGACUCGUCAGGGUGCAUUCCGUACGACAGCAUGGAUACGUACUGCAGCGACCUAUACUUUUCGGUGGGGGAGCUUCGCCACUGCCUCCAAAUGUUGCGAGAUGUGUUCCACGUCGAGAUCCCCACCACGACGUCUUAACACCAUCGAUGGAGUAGAAUUGUUGUCCGAGUUAUAUAUAUUACUUCGAAGUACGUAGUAGUUGUAUUUGAUGAACCGCUGCGAUACCUACACGAUACAUACAAUGGAG